Poecilia latipinna (sailfin molly) is the source of this 2915-nucleotide messenger RNA. Its product is annotated as retinal guanylyl cyclase 2-like. Gene Ontology annotation, molecular function: ATP binding; protein kinase activity; peptide receptor activity. Bases 572 to 2728 code for a protein of 718 amino acids. The record is from RefSeq and is a predicted model, not a curated record. Gene Ontology annotation, cellular component: plasma membrane. The transcript has 11 exons. Gene Ontology annotation, biological process: cGMP biosynthetic process; protein phosphorylation; receptor guanylyl cyclase signaling pathway. NCBI's taxonomy places the organism in Eukaryota, Metazoa, Chordata, Actinopteri, Cyprinodontiformes, Poeciliidae.
UCACUUUGGUAGGAUUUCACUGAAUGGGCCUGACCGACACAAGCCUCCCAUGUAGCUAAUACCAUAACACUCAACUUCUUUUUUUGUUUUUAUCGUAAUAAGAAUCCGACGCUAUAAUUUCCCUACUUCUUCUAUUUCUUCUUCCAUUUUUUUCUGUUUUGUUGUUUUUUUUGUUGUUUUUUUUGUUUGUUUUUUUUUGUUUGUUUUUUUUACCGUGUAUGGAUUAUCUGACACCAAAAGGAAAUAAAAUGCCUGUCAAUUUUGAGACAUGUUGUCUGCGGACUCUACUGUUUGUGGAAACGCACAUGAGCCUUCAGAGACGCUGAAGGGAAGAUCCCCAUAAUCCUAACGCAAUGAGCGGGUUGAGUCUUCAUCUCAGCGACACCGGAGUGGACAGGUGAGGAUCUGGGAUGAAGAGAGACGCUCAGAUCCGAGGAGGAACCCGUCAGAUUGUUUCAUCGGAUCCCGGAGAUGUUCAGAUGGUAGGGAAUACAUGGCAUCAUGGGUGUGAAAAAAACGUAAGUUAAUAGUGAAUAAGAUUAUUCACUACCUUGGACAACCUGGAAGGACAAUGCAACAUACUCCUCCAAAUGGUUGGGACUCCAACCAUCCAUGUGUGCCCAUAAUAAAGAACAGACAGACUUUACCGACGCUCCCCCUUUGUAACUUCCUGUUAUGGGUUCUGUUAGGGGUCCUCACCUUCCCCUGCUGCGUUCACUGUCUAAUCUUCAAAGUGGGGAUUUUGGGGCCUUGGAACUGCGACCCUGUUUACUACAGGGCCCUUCCCACCGCAGCUGCCAGGCUCGCUGUGAGCAGGAUCAACGGAGACCCCGGUCUGGAUCUAGGUCUAACAAUGGACUUCAUUGUCCUGCAGGAGCCUUGCGAAACCUCAAAAGCCCUCACGGCUUAUAUUUACUACGAUUCUUCAGCGAACGCGUUUGUUGGCCCCACCAACCCGGGAUACUGCGUCGCCGCGUCCCUGCUGGCCAAGAACUGGGACAAGGCGCUGUUCUCCUUCAGCUGCAUCACCUACGAGCUGGAGCGCAUGUCUGGAUACCCAACUUUUGCACGGACAGUCCCGUUUCCCGUGGACGUGUUGUUCACCGUAUUUAAACACUUCAGGUGGGCCAGCUCGGCGGUGGUCUCUUCCAAUGAAGACAUCUGGUUAGACACCGCUGGGAGAGUGGCUACUGGCUUAAGGAGGAAGGGGCUUCCAGUGGGUCUGGUCACAGCCAUGGGUCUGAACGAUACGGAGGUAGAGAGCACGUUGAGAAAGAUCCAAAACGCAGGAGAAAUAAGGGUGAUCAUAAUGUGCAUGCACUCGAUCCUGGUUGGUGGAGAAUACCAGGCCAUUUUUCUCACAAUCGCACACAAGAUGGGUAUGACUUCAGGAAACUACGUGUUUGUGCCCUACGAUACUCUCCACUACAGCGUUCCCUACAACAACGUCUCCCACCUCGCUCUCCAAAACAACAGCCUUCUGAGGAAGGCCUACGACGCCGUCCUCACCAUCACUGUGGCCUCCGAGCUGCUGUCCUUCAACGAGGCGUUCACUGCAGCCAAGAGGAGCCAGGAGAUGACACUGCCAGUGGAGGCGGAGCAGGUUAAUCCUCUGUUUGGAACCAUCUACAACAGCAUAUAUCUGCUGGCCAGGUCCAUUCAUAAUGCCAGGAAAGCUGGCAUGCUUCUAUCAGGCUCAAAUCUGGCCUACUUCUCCAAGAACACAAGCUUCAAUGGCUUCAACCAGAAGGUGCUGGUGGAUACAAGUGGGGAGGUUAAGACCAACUAUGUUAUUUUGGACUCUGACAGCAGAAGCAGUCAGCUUUACCAGGCCUACAUUGUGGACCUAAAGGCAGGAGAGCUUCGUUUUGCAGGAAGGUCUAUCCAUUUUCCAGGAGGAUCCCCUCCAACGGCCGACUCCCGCUGCUGGUUUGAUGAAAACGUCAUCUGCACCGGAGGUGUGGAGGUGUCUUACAUAAUAAUAGUAUUGGCUGUGAUCCUCAGUUUGGCUGUAGGAGGGCUCUUCAUAACUAUUUACAUCAGGAGGAGACUUCAACAAAUCCAGCUGAUCAAAGGUCCCAAUCGCAUCCUGCUGACUUUAGAAGAUCUCACUUUUAUUAACCCUCAGUUAAGCAAAAAGAAAAUUACCUUAGAGGAUCUGAGUGAGUCCAGGAGCGCUCUGGAUGAGAAGUCUGCAGACCCGUCCCACUCUGUUAACAGCAUGCAGACGGCAACGCACGAGAAUUCAAACGUCGCUGUGUAUGAGGGUGACUGGGUGUGGCUCAAGAAAUUUGAAGAGGGCCAAUUCAAGGAGAUGAAACAAAGCACAACAAAGAUUUUCACAAAGAUGAAGGACUUGAGAAAUGAGAACGUGAAUCCCUUCCUGGGCUUCUUCCUGGACUGCUUCAUGUUUGCUGUGGUGACAGAGCACUGCUCUCGGGGCAGUCUCCAGGACCUGCUGAAGAACGAAGAUGUAAAAUUAGACUGGAUGUUUAAGUCAUCACUUUUACUUGAUCUUAUCAAGGGUAUGAAAUAUCUCCACCACAGGGAGUUCCCCCACGGCAGACUUAAAUCUCGAAACUGUGUGGUGGACGGGCGCUUUGUUCUGAAGAUUACAGACUAUGGCUUCAAUGAGCUGCUGGAGUCUCAGAAAGCUUCCUUUGAAGAACCGCCACCUGAGGGUAGCCUGUCUUUUGUUUUAGAAAAUAUAGAGAGGUGGGAAGAGUAGAAAAAUAACCUACUUAAGUUGCUAUACAAUGCAAUGUUAAUAUAGUAAAAUUUUACUUCAGUUCAAGAGCAAAUAACUGUGAGAAAAGUUCACUUAAGUGAAAAAUUAACCUAGUGAAAUAAACUCAGAGUAAAUAUUACCAAUUUUACAACAGAAUAAAUAAAAAAUUAAGAGACUAAACAAUAAU